Aricia agestis (brown argus) is the source of this 1871-nucleotide messenger RNA. RefSeq names its product adenylate kinase 8-like. The transcript is spliced from 11 exons. The record is from RefSeq and is a predicted model, not a curated record. Gene Ontology annotation, cellular component: cytoplasm. Gene Ontology annotation, biological process: nucleobase-containing compound metabolic process. Lineage: Eukaryota; Metazoa; Arthropoda; Insecta; Lepidoptera; Lycaenidae. Bases 13 to 1389 code for a protein of 458 amino acids. Gene Ontology annotation, molecular function: AMP kinase activity; ATP binding.
UAUUGUUUCCUAAUGAAAAUGACCGAAACAGAUGCUACAAAGCGACCACUAGAAAUUCCUGACUCAUUUAUACCAUAUUUAGAAAAGCAUAGAUUGUUAAAACUUUUUAAGGAUAUGAUUCAAGACCUCGUACUGAAUAUGCCAGAAGAUCAUCUCCAGCACAUGAAAGAGUUCCUCAACCACCGACGUCAUUCAAAGAAGGACAUCGACAAAGUUGUAGUACUUCUAUCUCCUGAGCUUGUUAUUGAUCGGAAGCGACUUAUUCAAGACGUGAAAAGAAUGCUGGGCUGCUUAGUAAUCACACGCCGUUGCGUUAUGGAUCGUUACGAAAAGCACGAAGAGUACGUGCCAAGUUGUAUCUCGUUGGAGCUAAUGUCUGCCAUCACCAAAACGAUGACUCUGAAACCACCUGUGCCUGAAGCUGGCUGGUUGAUGUUCGAUCACCCGUGCACGAUCCGUGAAGCUCGCUGCCUGCAACAGGCGGGGGUGCUGCCGACAGUGACCCUGGUGGUGCAGCCGCCUCCCACUCUGGCUCCUACCACACCAAACCAUCACACUACGAGACGAGGGUUCUUCGACCAGGACUUCGAUGGACUCAAGUUGGCUUAUAGAGCUACAUUAAAGGAGGUGAACGUGAACCCCGACGACAAUCAAGAGGCCAUAGCGCGAGCGUGCGUGACAGCAAUCCGUGCGGCGAGCUCGGGGGCGCAGGGCCCGGGGCAGGGCUACCACAUGGUGGGCGCCCCAUCUGUAUACAGGGUGCUGCUGAUCGGCGCUCGCGGUUCCGGCCGACGCACGCAGGCCAAGCUGGCUGCUCAACACUUUGGACUGGUCUAUUUGAACUUUGAAACAUUACUUCAAGAAGCUGAGAUUAGAAAAGAUGAAAUUGGCGAAAAAUUGCGAAAUAUGGGCGUGAGCGUUCAGAUAAAGGCGGAAAUAGUUCGUCGGCGCAUCACUCAGCGGGACUGUAUCGAUCACGGUUGGGUCAUGGUUGGCUACCCGGAGCUCGCGAUAGACUUUGAAUUUCUGGACAAAAUGCCCACGCCUGCGAAUCGCGUGAUAAUCCUGAACGUCGAGUAUGAGGAGUGUAGGGCUCGCACGCUAUCACGCGCAGUGGACUGGUGCACCGGCGAGGAGGUGCCUCUCGGGUCGGGGCCCAGAGCCAGGCCGCUGUACAAAGGACGGGAGACCAAGAUAGAUGCUGAGUACGACACAUUCUUCGCGGAGACUCUGGCGGAGUUGAGGGCAGCUGCUGGGUUCACGGUUGUUGAAAUUGACGGCAGCGAGUCCAUAGAUGAAGUACAAGUGAAAGUGCAGGCGGCUAUAAUGGCGGCGCCGACUUUCAAUAUAGAAUACAGCUCUCAACUGAGAAACGUUCGAGGAGACUAGCCAUAGCAUGAGAUAAAGAGGUAUUUGUUUAUUUUGCAAAGAAAGAUAAUAAUUUUGAUUUCUUUACGAAUAUUGCAACUGCAGGUAUGUUCGUGUGAAAUAAAUAAACUUUUGUGUAAUAGAAAAUGUUUUUUUAUUUAUGUACUCCUUCAUACUUCAACUCAAAUAUUUGCUACAUUAAUUAUACUCCUAAUUAAGAGCUAACAAUUCAGCAGUCUCAAAACAAUUACAUACAAGAACAAUUGAGGUGGUCUUCGAGUGACGCAAGGCUUCAAAUGCCGUACACCAUAUACUGUAAGCCGCCUGAAGCCAGACAUUUGCCUACACAGUAGACAUUCUACUUUAAAUAACUCUAAACCGCCCACAGUAUAUGACGUAAUCUGCGCAAAUGUAUAACACAAUUCAAACUAAUCUUUGAGGAAGACCAAUAUAAUCAGACCCCUCAUAACGACUAUUGAUCUUAUUAAAAUUAAGAAAUGCAU